Messenger RNA from Exserohilum turcica Et28A, 560 nucleotides. RefSeq lists its product as uncharacterized. The transcript has 3 exons. Bases 26 to 406 code for a protein of 126 amino acids. Gene Ontology annotation, molecular function: carbon-sulfur lyase activity. Lineage: Eukaryota; Fungi; Ascomycota; Dothideomycetes; Pleosporales; Pleosporaceae. The record is from RefSeq and is a predicted model, not a curated record.
CGUAGCCCUUGUCAUUACCGUCGCCAUGGUUGAAGGACGCUGCAACUGCGGACAAAUCAAGGUCUCCAUUCCCGCGAUACCUGACCAAUCGGCAAUCUGCUUCUGCUCCAAUUGUCGUCGUGCCGGCUCCUGUGCCGGGUCGAUUCUCUUCCCUGUUGACAAACCAGAUGUUACAAUCCACGACGCUGGCGGCAAUCUCAAGACGUACAAGGACACGGAUACCAAGAGCGGAAAUACCGUCACGCGGAAAUUCUGUGGCAUUUGCGGAUGUCCCGUUGCUUCAUUUCUCGGCGAGGAGUUUCCAAAAGUCUUUGUAAAGGCUGGCUUGUUUGAAGAAUUCCCUGUUCCGGGGUACAAGUCGUUUGAACAUGAGAAGCCGGGCUGGCUGAGCAUUGCGGAAUCCUAAGGACGCAAACUGUAGACAAGAGUUGCACUCAAGAAUCGACAUGUCAGUAAACUCGCAUUACGCCGUCAUACUUCGAUAUCCUAGUCUUAACUCUACCAUCUCAAUCCAAAUCAAAGAAACGUUACAGUGCAUUCACGCAAUGCUCGCCUGACCC